Molecule: messenger RNA, 2127 nt
Organism: Cuscuta campestris
Lineage: Eukaryota; Viridiplantae; Streptophyta; Magnoliopsida; Solanales; Convolvulaceae
Source: the annotation of a GenBank genome assembly
AUUCCAAAAUAUUAAAAUGAAAUUUUUCAUUAAAUAGAUAUCUAAAUCCAAGUUUAGGUGUAGGAUUAAAUAUAUAAAUUCAACAUAAAUUAGUAGCAAUAAUGAUCAUUAAAGGAUUAGACUCUUGGGUCUCAUUCAACCCAAUGGCUAGCCUGAUAUCCAUCACAAGUCCUCUAGUUUCUCUAGUCUGAUACAUUAUAAUUCUAAUUUUAUUUAAAUUAAAAAAAUAUCGAAACGAAGACCAUAAAAUAAGAUAUUUUAAGUAAUCUUUUUAUCGAGCAAGAUUAUAUUCAAAUUGAAGCAUUUGUUAGUUUAAACUUUAAAGUGACUCUCGACCAUGCAUUCUUCCACAGUUGUGCUAUUUAUGCGGAUUCUUCCACAAUCAGUUUUAGAAGACGAGGAAGAGCGUGGCGUUGCUCAUAUAGUAGAACAUCUUGCUUUUAACGCCACUAGGGACAUCGUUCAGUUUCUUGAAUGUAUCGGGGCUGAGUUUGGUGCUUGCCGGAAUGCAUACACAUCUUUUGACGAAACUGUAUAUGAGCUAUUUGUUCCAAUAGACAAACCGGAAUUAUUAUCCCAAGCAAUUUCCAUAUUGGGAGAGUUCAGCUCAGAGGUCCGAAGAUGACUUGGAAAAGGAUAGAGGGGCUGUAAUGGAAGAGUGUCGGGAAGAUAGGAAUGCCGAUGGACGCAUAGAGGAUGCACACUGGGUUCUGAUGAUGGAAGGUUCAAAGGCUGCCCAUUAGAGUAGAAAAGGUGAUGAAGACGGUUUCUCCUCAGAUUGUGAAACAUUUCUAUGAAAAGUGGUAUCAACUGCAGAAUAUGGCUGUUAUAGCUGUUGGAGAUUUUCCUGACACGCAGAGUGUUGUUGAUUUGAUAAAGACUCACUUUGGAUAUAAAGCUUCUCCGCCUGACCUGCCUCCUUUACCAUACUAUCCUGUUCCGUUACAUGAAGAAACAAGGUUUUCAUGUUUUGUGGAACCUGAGGCUGAUGGGUCUGCUGUGAUGAUCAGCUGCAAAAUGCCUGCCGAUGAGCUUAAAACAGUGAAAGACUAUCGUGAUUUGCUUGCAGAGUCCAUGUUUUUUCCUGCCUUGAAUAAGAGAUAUUUCAAGAUAUCUUGCAAGAAGGAUCCACCUUAUUUUUCUUGCUAUGGUGAAGUACAUUGUCUUGUCCAUCCAGUGAGUGCAUACAUUAUGACUUCGUCUUGCAAAGAGAAGGGAACUCUUGAGGCUUUAGAAUCAAUGCUAACUGAGGGUACGACUGCAUGGAGAGCAGAUGGAGUCAACAAGCUUAAGCAAUUAUUAUUUCAUUUUCUCCAUAAUGAAUCUGUUAUUGACAUUGAGUAUGAGGCACAGCUCCAUAAAACUCUUUUACCUCAUAUAUCAACAUAUGAAGUAUCUAAAUUCUCAGAGAGGUUUAGCACAUCCUCUAGCUGUGUCAUUAAAACAAUAGAGCCUCAAGCAACUGCCACACUGGAUGAUCUGAAAGCUCUUGUUUUGAAGAUCAAUACACUUGAACAAGAUAAAAGUCUUCCUCCUUGGGAUGACGAAAACAUUCCAGAAGAAAUUGUUUCUGUAAAACCAAAUCCAGGGUGGACAGUGCAGCAGAUUGAACAUCAGAAUAUUGGGGCAUUUGAGUUAGUUUUAUCAAAUGGCAUGCGAGUGUGCUAUAAAUGCACUGACUUUCUUGAUGAUCAGUUUAGCGCCCCUUAUUCUAGGAAGGUCUAUUUAUACAAGGAUUGGGGGUCUGGUAAAGGCUUCCCUUCCAAUCAAAGAAGCCCUCUCACUUCCUUGAACCGUUCUGAACUGAAAUUCCAAAUCUCUUCCUCUGUCAACUGUUCAUCAUCUUCUUCAAGUUUCACCAGAAUCCCUAGACAUCAUCUUCAAGCUUCGAUCAAAACCCUAGCCAUAGCGAACAUGGAAGCCAGAGUCUGGGUACCAGAGACCACCACCAUUUGUUAGCUAUUCAUGAAGGCAUUUUAGAUGAAAUGUAUUGAAUUGUAUGGAUAGGGUUGUAAAUGGAUAACCAAAAAUUUGAUUAUCGUCUGCAUCCGGAUCCGUUUACAAGGAAAAUAUUUACAUUUGCUUAAAGUGGAUAUCAUCUGUAUCCAAUUAAGUACAUCCAAUCGG